AUGAGUGAGAGAUCCAGCAAUCGGGUUUCCUUUGCGUCUUGCAACAGCCAAUACUAUGAGCAAGUUCUGUGGAAAGCCAUUUUGGCCCGUGAUCCAAGUGUGUUUAUAUGGGGCGGCGAUACCGUAUAUGCAGACGUUAGUGACAAAGAUCCGGCUCCUCCCGACAGGAUCGAACAAUUGUACAAGGAACAAAAGUUAGAUCCAGGCUACCAAGAGUUGCUUUCACGCAAAAUUCCCAUUCUAGGUGUCCUGGAUGAUCACAACUAUGGAAUCAACAAUGGCGAUCGGACGUAUCCCUAUCGGACGGCAUCAGGCCGUCUCUUUGCUUGCGACUUUUUAGAGCAACAAGGAACUGCAUUCUGUGAUCGAGCCAAAAACGGAAAGGGAGUCUACGCCGUCAAGGUGAUGGACUUUCAUAGGCCCAAGGGACAAGAACUCUUGACGGAUGAGGAAGCGGGAUUGGAUCCAGAUGUUCCAAUAUCAGUACAACCAGAAACAAACAGCAACAAUCCGCAGCCAUCAGUGUUAUCGGAUCGCUCUGUGGCCAUCUUCUUGCUCGAUGUACGGUCCAAUUCAUCGCCCAUCACCAAGCAUGGACUGGAUUCGGCACACUACGAUGGUGAUCUACUGGGUGAAGAUCAAUGGAAAUGGUUUGAAGCUGCUAUUGGAAAAUCUACUGCUGCUGUCAAUAUCGUGGUGCAGGGGAUCCAGGUGCAUACUGACAAGCUAGCGUCAGCUGACCGUUAUGAGACAUGGAGCAACUUUCCCGCGUCCCAGCAUCGCCUCUAUCAAGCCAUGCUCCAAGAUCAUGUCAAGGCGCCGAUCUUGGUCAGCGGCGAUGUCCAUCUUGCACAACUGCUAAGAAAGGAUUGCCAGCUUUUUCAUCAUCACGCAACAAAACAGCAAGCAGAACCAGUUUCUCAGUCCAAACCAAAGAUGCUCUUGGAAGUUACUUCCAGUGGUAUGACACAUUCUUGGGGCGCAUCUUGGGGAGGUCACAUUUGUGCACGACCACGUAGCCUUUUCCUUUGCCGGACGCCUCAUGUUCGAUGGGCUGCCAAACUGGGCAUGCACCUGGGACAAUGGAUAAAUGGGAAAAAGGUCUGGACCGAACUGGUGGAUUUGUCGUCAGCAGCUCAAACCGAUGAGACCAUGGUGGUACCUGCUGGUGAAGGAAAGUUAGGCCUGCAAUACGAACUCAACCUCAACUUUGGCGAGUUUGAAUUCGACUGGGCCAAUAAAGCAGUCUCGAUUCGAAUUUUUGGGAAACAAGUGGAUGCCCCACCACUUCUGAGUACCCGGCUCUACCUGGAUAGCCUCUCGGGAACAAGGAAUGACAUUCAAGUGGCGGCUGAGGAGGAUUACUUUGUCGAGACUUACAAUCGACUCGAGAGCAAUGGUGGCUUCACUUCCAAUGCUGCCGUGGACAAUCAGUGGAUCUGCGUAAAUUACAGAGGGCGGCAUGAUCCCGUCUCUCAAGUUGCUGGAAUCUUUAUACCAUUCGGGGCCGGUGCGGCAGUUGCCGGCUUCCCGUUUAUUGCGAUGAUCCUCGCAAUCCGCAGAUAUCUAGGACGACGAAAAGUAAAGCAGUCUUGA
This is a messenger RNA of Seminavis robusta, 1596 nucleotides long. Lineage: Eukaryota; Bacillariophyta; Bacillariophyceae; Naviculales; Naviculaceae. The record is from the annotation of a GenBank genome assembly.